This is a messenger RNA of Encephalitozoon intestinalis ATCC 50506, 1113 nucleotides long. RefSeq names its product putative RNA exonuclease. Gene Ontology annotation, molecular function: nucleic acid binding; exonuclease activity. NCBI's taxonomy places the organism in Eukaryota, Fungi, Microsporidia, Unikaryonidae. The coding region runs from base 1 to 1113 and encodes 370 amino acids. The transcript has a single exon. Gene Ontology annotation, cellular component: nucleus. The record is from RefSeq and is a predicted model, not a curated record.
AUGCCAAAGACCCCAGAGCUCAAAAGAUUGACUGUGUAUGAUAUCCAGAGGAUCUUAUGCUGGGCAUUUAAUCUGGCCAAGAGACCUUCAUUUCUCCCCUUAAAGGCAAGCGAUCGCCCAAGCACAAUAAAUAUCAUUAAACUAGAAGAGACUCCAGAAAGCAUCUCAAAGCUUUUGUCAAAACUCAAGAUAGAGCAUAUUGCACUUGUGAACGAGCGGUUGCCAUUGAAUAGCAUUGUAGAAUGUAUUCAAAGAGAUGGAGGAUACGAUAGUAUUGUCCCAUCUCUUGAAUAUGUAAGAAUGGAGAAUCUAAAGUUCAUUCCUAUGGUAAGAUUUGAAGACAUAUGUUCCUCAGGAAUAUUCGUCGAUGAUAAGAGAUCCUUGCUGGAAAUCGAUCCAAGUAAAUAUAGAAGGGCUCGUAUACCUAGCUCCUAUGAUAUAAUCGCACUGGAUAUAGAAAAGGUCAAAACACAGAGGGGAAAGGAUCCAGGAAGAAUAACAAUGGUUGAUUCUAAUGGAAACGCUGUCUACGACAAAAUAAUCAAGCCAAAAGAACCUAUACUAGAUUAUCUAACCAGAUACAGUGGUUUGACAAAAGAGAUAAUCGAUAAGGGAAUUGAUGUUGAAGUUGUCCGAAACGAAAUUUUCGACUUUAUUGGUACAAACACUGUGAUUGUAGGGCAUGGGAUUGAAAACGACUUGAGUUCCCUAGAGUUGUAUCACAACAAAAUAAUAGAUACGGCACAUCUGUUCCUGAAUCCAUCUGGAAGAAAGAUAUCUCUUGCACAACUAGCAAAAAUAUAUCUUUCCAAGGACAUCCACGCAGAAACACAUGACUCAAGGAUAGAUGCAACCACUUGUCUUGAACUUCUUUCGAUGAAAGUACAAUACAUGCUCAGGAUAACAGAUCCAGAAAGUCCAAAACUAAAACUACAGGCAAAAACAAAAAGAAGAUGCAUUCUCGACAUCUUAAAGCAUAACAGAGGAUAUCUUAACAUAACAGCUUGUAGCUACCGGGACUUGGCCAAAUCCUUGAGAUCCUACAAGAAGACCAAAGAAUGUCUCUGGAUGUUAAUCUACGAGAUUGAUAAUAAUGUCUACCUAAGCUUCUAA